Molecule: messenger RNA, 2724 nt
Organism: Lachancea sp. 'fantastica'
Lineage: Eukaryota; Fungi; Ascomycota; Saccharomycetes; Saccharomycetales; Saccharomycetaceae
Source: the annotation of a GenBank genome assembly
AUGCAAAAUGGAUCAAUAUUGACGGAGAGCGAUCCUUUAAUGAAUAUCGAUGCAAGACUGACAAGAACGUCCGAAGAAGUGGAGGCUAUGCCGAGAAUUGAGAUAGCAACAUAUGCCGGAGUGGACGUGUACGAGUGCUACUGUAGAGGGUUUGAAUCUCGAAUUGUGAUGCGAAGAUGUCUCGAUAAUUGGGUUAACAUCACACAGGUGUUUAAGAUCGCGUCAUUUUCCAAGACUCAGAGGACAAAAAUCCUGGAAAAGGAAUCCAACAUGGUAAAGCACGAAAAGAUUCAAGGUGGGUACGGUCGAUUCCAGGGAACUUGGAUCCCACUGGAAAGUGCACUUUAUUUGGUCGAAAAGUAUAACGUGAACGACCUGGUGGUAUCAACGAUACUCAAUUUCCAGCUAGAUCCGUCUGAUCCGCCAAUUCGACGCUCCAAAAACUCUGUGAUGAAAAAACAGUCGCCAGGCUCCAAAAUCCAUUCUCCCUCGAGUUACAACAAGACCCCGAAGAAAAGCGGACCCCCAAUGAUCAAAAAACAUAGCAAAAAAAGGCUCAGUACUUCAAUGGGUCAUGUAGCUCACAGCGCACCAGCUGCAGUCAAGAAGAGCUCUCAAAUUCAUCCCAGCCCCUUGCAGAAUUUAGCUUUUCAAACGCCACAGCACCAACAGCAUGUUUCCAUGCAGCAUAAUAACUCCACAGUGAUUGCACCCGAUCAGCAGACUCCCAUGCAUCCAUCUUCCUACGAGGCAACUCAAAAACCGCUACAGUUUUACCCUUACCCACAACAGCAACCUGCGUUUCUGACGUUCGAUUCCAAUCACCCUCAUCAACAGCUUCCUCCUAAGCGUACCAAGAAGGCCAACAAAGUUCCAUCGUCCAACCAGUUUCAGGCCCAGCAUAGUUUUCGAGUCAUUAAGCAGCAAUUUAUGGACCGCAAGAAUUAUGAGACUGGAAAAUCUAUACCGCACGCAAUGGUGACAAUUCAUCCACAGCCUGCUGCUCACAAGAAUACACAAUCCAAUGGCUCUAAUGGCUCAAACGGGUCUUCCAUUGAGUGCUUUUCAGCGCGAGAAGAACCAUCGCCAAUCUCUUCCCGAUCGGCCUCUCCCAAGCCAAGAAAUCAGCCCAAACUAAGUGUGAAAAAUGACACUAAUAACAAGCAAGUAACCGCUGAAGAGUACAAAGAUAUUUUGCUGCAAGUGCUGUCCUCAGAUUACUCAUUAAGUGACUCAGAUUCCAUCAUGCUACCCGAAGAACUAUACAACUGUCCGCCAGAUCUCGAUAUCAACUUUAUCAUCGACGAUCAAGGACAUAGCGCAUUACAUUGGGCUGCAGCCAUGGCGAAUGUGCCAUUGCUCAAACUUAUUUUGAGUCUUUCUGCUGACAUCUCAUUGUGCAACGACCGUGGAUUCAACACGAUUACCAAGGCAUGUUUUUACAAUAAUUGUUACAAAGCGGGGGUUUUCCCCAAAGUACUGGAGCUUUUGAAGCCGUGCAUUAUAACACCUGAUGUGAAUGGUAGAAUUCCGCUUCAUUACUUAGUGGAAUUGAGCGUGAACAAAUCUAAGGAUCCGGCAGUGGUAAAUUACUAUCUGGAUACCCUGCUUGAUGUUUUGGGUCAGGAAGACGUGGCACUACUUCGGAUGUGUCUUAAUCAUCAAGACAGUGCGGGGAAUACGGUGCUUCACCUUGCAGCUUUGAAUCUCAAUUUGGAACUUUGCAACAAACUAUGCUAUCUUGGUGGUUUAAUGUCUAUAUUGAACCUCGAGCAUGAAACAGCGACUUCGCUGUUAGCCAGGUUCAACUUGGUACCGCCGACGUCACAGGAGUUGGAAGACUCUAUAGCCGACAUGGUUGAAGGUGUUCAAGACCAAAGACCAACGCAAAUGAGGCUCAGCACUCCAGUAAUGACGAAAAAGAGGAAUGGCAGCUUUUCGCAGAUCGGCGAUAAUACCAUCAACAUGACCCACGACUUGACGUCAUUUUCAAGCAUUCCCAACUCACUUGUUAAUACCUCUAAGGUUAAGAGUCCGCACCAUAAUACAGUCAUUUCCGAGCCCCUUUCGGUUUCUUCUACAGUCAACAAAGUCAUCAAACCUGUGCAUCCUGUACCCUUGGUGCGCCCCGGGCAGGCCCGUUCAACGCAGGCGCUGGCAAAACAGUUAUCGAAUCUAAGUGCCUCGUUCACUUCCUCAGUGGACGACCAAAUCAGUGCUUUGGAGCUCGAGAAGGAAAAAGUCAUAGGUCGCGUCGAUACCAUCAAACACACUCUCGCCAAUAAUACGAAACUAGUACAUGAGCUACUGCAGGGCCAGGCGAGCCCCGACGCACUUCGCGCAGAUGUCGAGAAACAAGCUAACCAAGUACGCGUUCAUAUGUCACAUUUGACAAACUCCAUUGAAAAGUCGCAAGCAUUGGCCCUAGCCACAUGUGUCCACGAGGAAGAGUCCGCGAUGGGAUCGAAUCUCAAUUCUCCUCAGAAGGAAGGCCACAUAAAUUCACCCGUUCGUGUCAUAGGACACCACCUCCUACGACUGGGUCUACAGCUGACUUUACUACAACACAAACGUAAACACACCAUCGAAAGGAUAUCCAGAGGCAGAUCUGAAGCAUACUCUUCUGUCAAGAUAAAGAAGUAUCGGAAGCUGAUAGGUACGACCGUGGAUGACAUUGACUCGAAAUUGGACGAUAUCGAGAAAGAUCUCGCUGCUACUGCUUAG